AUGGCCUAUCCGCGGAAACGCGCCGUUACUGCAUGUCAAGUGUGUCGUGCACGACGUACAAAAUGCGAUCAGAAGAAACCCCGCUGCUCCUUCUGCGAGCGAAUCGAUGCACAGUGUAUUUCCGAACCCGCUAGUCUAUCAACCUUUGAUCCAGCAAGUCUGGCUAUUCUGGAGCGACUGGCCAAUGUAGAGGAGAAGCUAGAUGCCAUUCACGCUGCAGGGCCAGAAGUAAACACGCUUCCCCUCCAAUUAUCCGGACCCCUGGUCCCGCCACUGCCUGAAAGUCUGGAAAAGGUUCUCGGCUGGUCAAUUUUCUGUUCUGGCGCGUCCCCCAUUAUAUCGACUUGUCAAAAACUACCCAGCCCUUUGUCAUCGAGGUUGACUGGUGAUACCCAGCCGGUAGCCAUAUCUGGCGAUGAGCUUGACCCCAAUCUGUGUGCUGGGUACCUAGAUGCAUUUUUUCGGGAUGUGCAUGUCAAAAAUCCGGUUUUCCAUGAACCCAGUAUUCGCACACUCGUUCGCAGAGUCUGCCACAAUGGCGCUGGCUGGGACGCUGAAUCUUGUCUCGCUUUGCUAAUUUGUGCCAAUGGUGCAAUUUCACGCCCAUUUCGUUCGCCUUCACUUUCAGUCAAUGAAAUACACGUAUCAGCGGGACCGGCCCUAUUCGCCACGGCACAAAAGCGUAUGGGCUGCAUCCUCGAGUGUCCUGGGCUUAUUCAGGCCCAAUGUCUAUUUCUGGCUGGCGUUUACAUGAUGACUUGUAUGCGUGCUUUUGAUGCAUGGCGCAUGUUUCUACAAGCUCUGGCAGCAUGUCAGGGGUUCGGUUUUGUUCAGAACUCGUCGCAUCCGCAACAGCAAAAUCAAACUGGAAACCUAGCGGAGGAAAGCAUAUACUGGUCAUGCUGGAAAUCAGAGAGAGAGCUCAGAUGGGAGCUCGAUUUGCCGGAUUUCCGUAACUCGUCUCUCGACUCCCCGACACUGUUUCCAAGUCUCCCUCAGGGCAAUGAAGGGGAUACCCUGCGGUCCUGGUAUUUCUACUUAUCUGAAAUUUCUCUUUGGCGUCUAGAGACAGAUGCGCGGGAAGAAAUCACCAGAGUUUCUCGGGAUUGGAGGCCUGGAAAGCGGGGACCACUUCUCGACCAGCUGGCUGAGGUCGCUAAAAGCAACUACGACCAGUUAGUUACCUGGCAGGACUCGCUGCCAUCGAUAGUGGCUAUUUUAGACGAUAAUAUGGAAUCGGACAUCCUUCGAUUUGUGUUGCGAGGUCGAGAAACGUAUCUACUUGAGCUUAUAUCAUGGCCCUUCAUUUACGCUAUCGUUAGGCAGUUGCCUUCGUCACCCGCGGAGACAAUGAGCCCCUCUGCGCGCGAAUGGGCUUCGAGGGGACUACAAUUCCACCUCAAUCGGUUGAAUAUUAAUCAACCUGGCUUCUACCAUCGGCACCAUGGAACCUGGCUCAUGAUGCACUCUUCGGCCCGAAGCGCGGCGAUUCUUCUUGCGGUUGCACUUAAUCCGUCCACCUACGAUCUGCUUCCGCAAGGAUGGCUGCAGGCAAUUAAAGAUACAACAGAUAUGUUGCAUUUCUGGUGCAUGGAAGUGAAAGGGAUGGAGGAAAAGGUCGAGUUAUUUAUGCAUCUUCUUUCAAACUUCCAACAUUGA
Penicillium crustosum is the source of this 1659-nucleotide messenger RNA. RefSeq lists its product as uncharacterized. NCBI's taxonomy places the organism in Eukaryota, Fungi, Ascomycota, Eurotiomycetes, Eurotiales, Aspergillaceae. Gene Ontology annotation, molecular function: DNA binding; DNA-binding transcription factor activity, RNA polymerase II-specific; zinc ion binding. The record is from RefSeq and is a predicted model, not a curated record. The coding region runs from base 1 to 1659 and encodes 552 amino acids. Gene Ontology annotation, biological process: regulation of DNA-templated transcription; DNA-templated transcription. The transcript has a single exon.